AUGAAAGGAGAACCUCGAGGAGUUAUAGUAAGAGGUGAAACAUUUUACCACAAUGAUACCGGCGCUCGACGUUCUAUUACUAAACCCAGAAAAUACUCUUCAAACAUAUUACCAGAACCUAUCACCGCCUCCCCAAGAGUAAAAAAAAUUGAAGACGUAGAUAAUUUGCUAACAAAACACUUUGGAAAAGAGUGGAGACAAAGAGAGGACCUCAACUAUUAUAGACAAUUAAGAAAUAAUGCGGAUGCUGAUACUAAUGAUGAUAACGUAGAGGAGGCAUUGUUGUGUGAAGAAUAUGCUGAAGAACCUUGUGAUCUUACUGAAAAGGACAUUCUUCAUGGUCUUAAUGACUCAGAAUAUAAGUCAAUCUCGGAAGAUGACCCUUUUGAAGAUAUUGAGACGGAUAAUAAGGCCUGCCUAAUAACUAGAGGAAUCUUCAAGUUCUUCCUGUGA
This is a messenger RNA of Parnassius apollo (apollo), 453 nucleotides long. NCBI's taxonomy places the organism in Eukaryota, Metazoa, Arthropoda, Insecta, Lepidoptera, Papilionidae. The record is from the annotation of a GenBank genome assembly.